UUUAAAAUCGAAUCUUUCUGUUUUUGAACGUAUUUAAAAGGUGGAUUAAGAACGUCAUUUUUUAUAUUCACUGGACUACACUUAGAUAACAUCAGUAUUUUUAAAAUGAAUAGGCAUGGUAUCAGUCAACAAAUCCGACCGUCUUUGGGAUAUCCUUCAAACCCAAAUAUUUCAAGAAAGAUAACAUCUAUUUCUGUGAACAAUCAAAGUAGGAUAUCUAAAGGGAGGGUUUCUUCUGGAUCGUCAUGGACUCUUAAUCCAGCGGCUACGUUUCAAGUGCUGCCUUCUCAAUCUUCGUCUCCUAAGUUUGUAGAUGCGCCUCAUCCAUCUCGUUCUCCUACAGUUGUUUCUCAGCCUAUAUCUUCUGGAAAUUUGGUAGGCCAGGUGUCUCCUUUAGAUCCUUCGGAUUUUCCAGCUCUGGGCUCAUCUUCAAACGCUUCAUUAGCACAUACUCCUAAUCAGUAUUCUGAGUAUGCGUUCUCUGCUGCUAGUGAACAUCAGAAGCCCCAAGCAUUGCUUGCUCGUCCUUUGUUAAAAUUAAAUACGAAUGGUUUUUCUAAUAAUCAAGAUGAUUUUUCAUCUAUUACCUCUGGGAUUGAUAUGAUGAAAUUGGGACAACAGUCUAAUAGCUCUAGUAUUGAGAAUUCAUAUUCAGAUGCAUAUUCUUCUACUUUAUCUCCUGUAAUAAAACAGCAAAAUACAACUCAAUCUGUGUUAUCUCCUAACCGAUCAUCUCUUCUAUCAAUUAUGACAGAUAGCUCUGGACUACUACAAAAGACAAGGAAAAAUGCUAGACAGAAUACUGUUUCUUCAGAUAUGCUUAAAGAUAAUUUUAUUUCAAUUUUAAAACCUGAUGUUCAAUCAUAUAAUCUUGCUACUGAGCAAGAAAAAAUGAAUAUACAAAAGGCGAAUUUAGAGUUAUCUUCUGAUCCUCAUUCUUCUGUUAAUUCUGCCGCUAAUGCAUUACUUUCCUUAUCGACUUCUGAUAUUCCACCAAACACCUCUACUAUAGAGUCAAAAGGUUUAUCUAUUGAACAACCGUCUACAUCGUUAACACCUGUUGAAAAAUUUUCUUUAAAAGGUCUUUUAAAUAUUUUUAGAAUGGAGAAUCCUGAUUUGAAUACGUUGGCAUUGGGAACUGAUUUGACAACUUUAGGUUUAAAUUUUAAUCAACCUGACGAUCGGCUUUUAUGCACGUCAUUUUUGUCUCCUUGGAUAGAUUCUAAUGCAACAAAAGUUUGGAUUGAGCCAAAAUUUUAUCUCCCUGCAUGUUAUAAUGUUCAACUUGCGCCUCCUGCUUUGUCUAAAAUUCGUAAUUUUUCAGAUGAAACUCUUUUUUAUAUAUUUUAUAGUAUGCCUAGAGAUGCGAUGCAAGAAGCUGCUGCUCAAGAACUUACAAAUAGGAAUUGGAGAUACCACAAAGAGUUAAAGUUAUGGCUUACAAAAGAACCUGGUGUAGAACCUAUUCAAAGAACAUCUCAAUAUGAAAGAGGUCAAUAUAUUUUUUUUGAUUAUAUGUUAUGGGAAAAGCUAAAGAAGGAAUUCCUUUUAAUUUAUGAUGCUUUGGAAGAUCGGUUUACACCUUUUACCUCAAAUAUUAGCACUGAAAUGGGACUUAAUUCAAGAAUGUUAAAUGGUAUUUAA
Pneumocystis jirovecii RU7 is the source of this 1644-nucleotide messenger RNA. Its product is annotated as CCR4-NOT core subunit CDC36. Gene Ontology annotation, biological process: nuclear-transcribed mRNA poly(A) tail shortening; regulation of DNA-templated transcription. NCBI's taxonomy places the organism in Eukaryota, Fungi, Ascomycota, Pneumocystomycetes, Pneumocystales, Pneumocystaceae. The transcript has 8 exons. Gene Ontology annotation, cellular component: P-body; CCR4-NOT core complex. The record is from RefSeq and is a predicted model, not a curated record. The coding region runs from base 106 to 1644 and encodes 512 amino acids.